Messenger RNA from Sclerotinia sclerotiorum 1980 UF-70, 576 nucleotides. RefSeq lists its product with no specific name. The coding region runs from base 1 to 576 and encodes 191 amino acids. Lineage: Eukaryota; Fungi; Ascomycota; Leotiomycetes; Helotiales; Sclerotiniaceae. The record is from RefSeq and is a predicted model, not a curated record. The transcript is spliced from 2 exons.
AUGAUUACUACAAAUCUACCCCCCUCCCUUCCUCCCACUCAUCCCACAUCAACUUCCUCACCUCCAAUCCAACAUCGACAAAACCGACGUCGAGAAAGACCAGGCUCACGCGCCCGUCGCACUAUCUCUCGUAAAUCCGCUCUCGCCACUGAUCUCAACGAAGGAAUCCUCGAAGCUCGAGACUCUAGUUUCUACAUUCCAAACCACAGACCCGGUAACGGACCUUCACCAUUACUAAGACAAAACUUCGAUCAAAGUUGGAUGAGAUGGAAAGCUAGACAAACUGCUGAGCUAGAAAUGUUAGCUAUGAAACAAAAUAUGAAACAAGUCGAGAUGGAAAGACAAAUGAUGACAGGAGAAGUGAAGGGCAGGGAAGAAGAAGAAUUGGGGAAAAUGCAACGAAGACUUUUUGGUGGUGAUGACGAUGAUGAUGAUGCGUUAUGUCACAUGAAAGCUCUUCGUCCAUCCACGCCCACAUCAACGAGUCAAGACCAAAUCCAAAAUGUCGAAACCGAGAAACUAUUCUCACACAGCUUUCGACCACCAAAGCUCCGUCGCACAGAAUCAAGCUGUUAA